Molecule: messenger RNA, 755 nt
Organism: Prunus mume (Japanese apricot)
Lineage: Eukaryota; Viridiplantae; Streptophyta; Magnoliopsida; Rosales; Rosaceae
Source: RefSeq, a predicted model, not a curated record
GUUCUCUUGAGAGUGUUGAACUAGACCCCAGAGGUUACCUUUUUUAUCAUUCUAAGCGUACCAAAGUUGUUUGGUGCAGGUGGAAAUGAGUAUGGACAGUGUAGUGAAGAACCUGAGCGGAAAGAUGACACUGGUAGACCUUUGAGAAGGGAUAUAGUGAUCCCUCAGUGCUGUGCACCGAAGCUUGUAGUCCGCCAGGUAGCUGCUGGGGGUACUCACUCUGUGGUACUUACACAUGAUGGGCAAGUAUGGACCUGGGGUCAGCCGUGGCCUCCAGGAGACAUGUCUUGAUGCAGUGAAGCUCAUUGCAGUUGGGGCAUUUCAUAAUUUGGCUCUUCAAGAGGAUGGUACUUUAUGGGCAUGGGGUAACAAUGAAUAUGGACAGCUUGGAACUGGAGAUACCCAGCGUAGAUCACAACCUAUUCCUGUCCAGGGUCUUUCUGGUCUUACUUUGAUUUUGGUUCGGCAGAUUUGGGAGCAUGUGAUGUAUUGGUGUGAAAAAUGUGCAUAGGCUUAAGGCAGAAGUGGGGCAUCUAUAGAGGUGAACUUAUGUGGCAGUUAGUUGGGCUUGCUGAUACAGACCUGGGUUUCCUUUGACACAUACCUUUAGCGAUAGAAACAUUUAAAACUGCAUGUAUGAUAUCUUGCAAAAACAGUUUUGAAGACAUGGGUAUGUUUCUUUGUGAAGCCCUGAAAAAAUCCCUUUAUAUCAUUUAAAAGAACUGAAAAUGCAAGUGUGUUAGUCACAAAAUAUU